UAUAAUAUGAAGUAGAAUAUAAUUUAGGGACUUCUUCCCUCAUUAGUAGAGUUCAUCACAACCCAUUUUAGUCAUCAUCUGCUGCACCAACAAUUAACAAUUUCGACUAAUGGCAGCUUUUGGCGUACAAAUGUGGGCUGAAUCAAACAGGAUUCUCUCCCUUUUCGCCACUUCUCUGUCUCCGAUUCACAUCCCUCAAAUUCAAGCUCAGCUCAUCGUUCAAAACCUCCAUUCAAAUCCCACCAUAGCCCACCAUUUCAUAAACACUUGCCAUGAUCUUCGGCUUCUCGAUUCCGCUCUUCUCUUCUUUACCCAAAUCCCCAAACCCCACGUCUUCGUCUGCAAUUCCUUAAUCAGAGCCUUCUCGCACUCCAAAAUCCCCCAUACCCCUCUUUCCAUUUACGCCCACAUGAACAGAAACUCCAUUCUUCCCAAUAAUUACACCUUUCCUUUCCUUCUCAAAUCCUUGGCUGAUUUCAACCACCUUGUGAGUGGACAAUCUGUUCAUGCCCACGUUGUGAAAUUGGGAUAUGUUUCUGAUGUUUAUGUGCAGAAUUCGUUGAUGGAUGUUUAUGCGUCGUGUGGGAGAAUGGGGUUAUGCAAGAAGGUGUUCGACGAAAUGCCUCUGAGAGAUGUUGUGUCGUGGACUGUUUUGAUUAUGGGUUAUCGAGUUGCUUUGAUGUUUGAUGAUGCUUUGAUUGCGUUUGAGCAGAUGCAAUAUGCAGGUGUGGAGCCUAAUCGUGUGACGAUGGUUAAUGCAUUGGCUGCUUGUGCGAGCUUUGGAGCCAUUGAAAUGGGUAUUUGGAUACAUGAGUUUGUGAAAAGGAGAGGGUGGGAAAUGGAUGUGAUUUUGGGGACUUCUUUGAUUGAUAUGUAUGGGAAAUGUGGAAGAAUCGAAGAGGGAUUGGUUGUUUUCCAAGCCAUGAAAGACAAGAAUGUGUAUACAUGGAAUGCACUCAUUAACGGGCUGGCAUUGGCCAAAAGCGGAGAGGAGGCCAUUGCUUGGUUUAAGAGAAUGGAUGAAGAUGGAGGAGUUAAGGCAGAUGAAGUGACAUUAGUGGCAGUGCUUUGUGCUUGUAGCCACUCUGGCUUGGUGGACAUCGGCAGGCAGAUCUUCGGGUCGAUGAUCGACGGUAAGUUCGGGUUUUCUCCGGGAAUCCAACACUAUUCAUGUAUGGUUGAUCUCUUGGCUCGUUCUGGGUGUAUUGAGGAGUCCUUUGAAUUGAUUAAGAAUAUGCCUUUUGAUGCCACCAAAGCAAUGUGGGGGUCUUUGCUAGCUGGUAGCAGAGCUCAAGGGAGCUUGGAAAUGAGCGAAUUUGCAGCACGGAAGCUUGUUGAAAUGGAACCAGAGAAUGGUGCUUAUUAUGCUGUUUUAUCCAAUAUCUGUGCAGAGAUGGGGAAAUGGAAUGAGGUUGAGAAAGUGAGAAAGAUCAUGAAAGUGGAAGGACUGAAGAAGGAUCUGGGGUCGAGUUCUGUUGAGAGCUUCAAGAGCCUGCCCCAUUUCCCAUGAUAUCGAGUUCCAUGGUCAUGUUAACCGAGGCGACGAUAAGUCUCGCUUGUAAUGACUUUGUAAAUGCUUAAAAAGCACUUGGGAAAUCAUUCCAAGUGGGCUCAUGAUCUCCCUCGUCGCCUUUGUACCCGAAACAGAUGCAUUGCGCUAACCCGCGCGUAACCUUCCUUUCCCUAUCCCUCUUCUGGUUAUACCAUUACCAAUCUCAGGUAACCCCCGAGCCGGCUGCCUUUAACCUAAUAAGAACCGAUAUCCUUAUGAUCAAAUAAGGACCAACUUACUUCUCCGAUCUCAACCUGAAACUUGUUGGGCCAUUUUGACCAUCCCUGAUCCUAACUAGACUAGAUAAGGGUUAGGAGAUUCUUAUUAGUGUAGAAUAGUCAUUUUCUCUGAGUCGCGCGGGACUGAGUGGCAACGACAUGGAAAAACUUCUUGAAGUUGCAGAGUUCCAUCCAUUGUUGGGCGUCCAUAGUUUUCUUAGUAAUGGAGAUACUAAUUGGUAGCAGAUUUGAAGCUCCCAUUAAAUACUUGUGAGCCUGUAAUGGUUUGAGCUCCAAAGCAGAAAGGAGGCAGUGAGAAAGUCUUGGAAAGCUGCAAUGGUUACAGGUGACAGGUUCAAUAUUCAGGCGUCCUAAGCGUAGAGGAACCACACCAAUCCAUCCUAUACUGGUGGUUAAAUUCUACUGCGGCAUAGAGGAACCACACCAAUCCAUCCCAAACUUGGUGGUUGCGGCAUAGAGGAACCACACCAAUCCAUCCCAAACUUGGUGGUUAAAUUCUACUACGGUGACAAUACUGUAGGAGAGGUCCUCCAAUAAUAAAAAAGUUUAACCCUCUAAUUCUGAUAUCUUAGAAUCUACCCAAGCCUUUUAUUUUUACUUCCCAUAAAUUGGAUUAUUUUGAAUUUUUUUAAUUCAACGAGUGAAGUCAACUAACACCCA
This is a messenger RNA of Cucurbita pepo subsp. pepo (vegetable marrow), 2451 nucleotides long. The record is from RefSeq and is a predicted model, not a curated record. NCBI's taxonomy places the organism in Eukaryota, Viridiplantae, Streptophyta, Magnoliopsida, Cucurbitales, Cucurbitaceae.